AUGACUAUUGCUGCAUAUGCGUAUGAAACAAAUGAAGCAAGAAGAGCACAUGAACUAGUAAACGAAAACUCAACUUUAACCAUUGAAGGCAAUGAUUUAGUCAUUGACGAUGGAAAAACUAAAAAAGUCAUUGAUUUCGAUACUUUUAACACUUAUGACCCAUUCAUUACAACAAGCAAGGUUCCCAUCAUAAAUGAUGGAACGGUGCAAUAUAUAAAUUCUACAGUAGAUGCCUCAUUAGUGAAAGUAUUAAAUGUUCUCAUUGAAUUGUUAAAGAGCUUUCGAUUUGACGACAACAUUAAAUGCCUAAAGAAUUUAGUCAUGAAUGAGAAACAAAUUCUCGGCGUUGCUGGUAGCAGUAAUGAUGUACACCUUAUGACAUUAGAAUAUUAUAACGAACAUAAAGAUGAACUGAAAGGAGAGAAGGGUGACACCGGACCUCAAGGACCACAAGGAAUACAAGGAAUACAAGGAAUACAAGGAAUACAAGGACCUCAAGGCGAAAACGGUUUGGAUGGAAAGGAUGGAAAGGAUGGAAAAACUGCUAAAUCAUGGAUAUGGGACCUUAUAAAUACUGGUUUAACAGCUGCUUCAUAUGGAGUUCUUCAAUACCAAAUCGGAAAGAUAUGGGCGGUACUUGGUGAAGAAGUUUUAAAUGACGUUAAAAAUGCUUUGAACUUCAUUUCAAAUGGUUCGGAUACUAUUAAAACUUUAUCUGGUUGGAUGCAAGAAACAAGGAGUCAAAUAGAUACUGUAAGACGUAUAGCAAACAAUGCACGUACGGGAUUGGAUACUUUACGACAAGCACAAAAUACACUAAAGGAAGCAAAUGAUAUUCUUGGCUCAGUAUCAGACAUGCAUGAAGAUUGGCUUAAAGGUAUUGACAAAUCUUUAAAAAAUCACAGUCAGUCUAUUGCUGACUACAAGAAAAGUAUAGAUUUUUUACAUAGUGCUAUGGACGUACAUGAUGGAAGCAUAAGGAACUUACUUAAUGCUAACAAUAACUUACCAGGAACUAUUAAAGCAUUUAUAAAGUCCUUUGUAAAACCCGGUGCUCUAACAUUUAGGUCUUUGAGAGCAAGAGCAUUGAAGUCAAGAGAUGCAGAAACUCCAACAGAACCUACAGAAGGAACUGAAACAACAGAAACUCCAAAAGAACCACCAAAACCAACAGCUAAUGAAAUAUUGUUCGAAUAUUUUCCAAGGUACUCUGUUCUCAUUGCAUACAUUCAAGAAAUACUUAAGAAAGCAGACUUGACUUUAGGAGAUGAUGAAAGUUCUGUAUAUCUUUCGUUCCA
This is a messenger RNA of Trichomonas vaginalis G3, 1298 nucleotides long. Its product is annotated as organellar and viral DNA polymerase type B. The transcript has a single exon. The annotation marks the transcript as partial. The record is from RefSeq and is a predicted model, not a curated record. NCBI's taxonomy places the organism in Eukaryota, Parabasalia, Trichomonadida, Trichomonadidae.